Cryptococcus wingfieldii CBS 7118 is the source of this 1059-nucleotide messenger RNA. RefSeq lists its product as hypothetical. The record is from RefSeq and is a predicted model, not a curated record. Lineage: Eukaryota; Fungi; Basidiomycota; Tremellomycetes; Tremellales; Cryptococcaceae. Bases 1 to 1059 code for a protein of 352 amino acids. The transcript is spliced from 5 exons. Gene Ontology annotation, molecular function: FMN binding; oxidoreductase activity.
AUGUCGCCCCAAUCAAAGCUCUUCGCUCCUAUCACAGCCGGCUCUCUCCAGCUGGACCAUCGUAUCGUGCUCGCGCCCAUGACCCGGUUCCGUGCUGGCAAGGAGGACGGUGUGCCUUCUGCUGACCACAUCAAGUACUAUGAGCAGCGUGCUUCCAAGGGUGGCCUUUUGAUCUCUGAGGGCACCUUUGUCUCCAAAGAGGCUGGAGGAUAUCUCUCCGUUCCGGGACUCUGGACCAAAGAGCAGAUAGAGGGCUGGAAACUCGUCACUGCCGCCGUUCACGCCAAGGGCGGAAAGAUCGCGGCUCAGCUUUGGGCUCUUGGGCGUGUUGCCGACCCAAGCAAUGUAGACAAGGUCGUUGCUCCCAGUGAUGUUCCCCUCGCUGGAGGCCCCCAGACUCUCCACGUCUUGACUGAAGAAGAUAUCAACCGAUUUGUCGAGAGCUUUGCUGAGGCCGCUCGGAACGCCGUUGAAGCCGGGUUUGACGCAGUCGAAGCACACUUUGCCAGCGGCUAUGUGAGUUUAGAUGUACUCAUCCAAUCCGUUAGCAACAAGCGUACCGACUCUUACGCCGCCUCCACAUUCAAAUUCCCUCUUCGUAUCAUUGAUGCCUUGACCACCGCCAUCGGCCCCGAACGUGUUGGAUUCCGAAUUUCGCCCUUCAACACUUUCCAAGGUAUGCGUGAAGCCAAGCCCCUCGAUACUUUCGUCCCCUUUGUCAACAAAGCCCUCGACGCUCACCCCGACCUCGCUUUCGUCCAUGCUGUCGAACCCCGAGUCGAUGGGUAUGAUUUGAAGGAUGACGUGGGAGAAGAUACACUCGAACCAAUUAGGCAGAUUAUCAAGGAGAAGGGGAAGGGCACCAAGUUGAUUGUGGCGGGUGGUUUCAAGCCCGACAGCGCUAUUGCGCAUGCCAAUGCCACUGAUGACUUGGUGGCUAUUGGGAGGUACUUUAUUUCCAACCCCGAUAUUGUCGCACGUAUCAAAAACGGCCACCCCCUCGGCGAGUACAACCGUGACACGUUCUACAGCCCUGGUCCUGAGGGAUACACCGAGUAA